Molecule: messenger RNA, 4366 nt
Organism: Lethenteron reissneri (Far Eastern brook lamprey)
Lineage: Eukaryota; Metazoa; Chordata; Hyperoartia; Petromyzontiformes; Petromyzontidae
Gene: FBXL17
Product: F-box and leucine rich repeat protein 17
Cellular component (GO): cytoplasm
Molecular function (GO): protein binding
Source: RefSeq, a predicted model, not a curated record
AAAGAGGUCUCAACAACAAAAAACCUCUGGUCUGGCACCGCCGGCACCACGUGGUGUCCAUAAAGUUAUCGCGCCGCGGCCAAGGGGGCGAAGCGCGAAGCCCCCUCUCCUCGGCGAAAACAUCGAUCCCUGCGCAACCCCCUUUCAGGGGUUCAUGCCUCGUGCCGAGGGAGUGCGGCUGGCGUGAGAGACGGGGGGCCCCUGGCGGCAGGGAGAGGCGCCCCCUCUGUAUGGGCCUGCUGCUGUCUCGGCCCGCGGCACUGCUGAAGAGCAGGAAGGAAGCGAGGCUUCGCGCACCGGCUCCAAGACCUGGCCUCGCAGACCCCUACUGCCGUGGUCCCAGGUCAUGUUGUGGUGGCUUCGUGCCGUGUCCGGCACCGCUGGGCGAAACUGAAUCCGAGGAGGAGGAGGAGGGAGCGAGCGGCGAGCCCUGCGCCGCGCACGCAGAGAUGCCGCUGGCGGGCGGCAAGCGCAAGUGCAACUCCACCAGCAACACCAACGGUGGGGAUGACCCUGGCUCGCUGCCCUCCAGCAAGUUGCCCUGCCUCAGCCCGGCCCCCGUCGAUGGGGUGGGACCAGCCGCCGAUGGCCACGUCGCCGCGGCAACGGUUCCCGCGGAAGCGGCCAACAUCAAUCGUCUCCCUUCAUCGAUCCUCCUCAAGGUACUGUCAUACCUGUCGCUGAUGGAGCGCUGCCUGGCCGCCUCGCUCGUGUGUCGCCUCUGGCGGGAGCUGUGCUCCGACCCCGAGCUGUGGCGGCGUCUCGACCUCAGUGGCCGUCAGAAGGUGACGGACGAGGUGCUGGCUCACGUGACGUCGCUGAGCCACGGCGUGACGCGCGUUUGCGUCGCCGACUGCCGUGCCAUCAGCGAUGCUGGCGUGGCGCUGAUGGCACGCUCCUGCCCGGCGCUGCUCUGCUUCUCGGCGACGCGCUGCAAGCAGCUGACGGAUGGCGCCGUGGGCAGCCUGGCAAGGCACUGCCCCGCGCUACGCUCGCUCAACCUCUCCAACCUCGACGCCAUCACCGACGACGCACUCAGACAGCUCGGCGCCAGCUGUUCGGACCUGCGAGAGGUUCACCUGGGCCAGUGCUACCUGCUGACCGACGCCGGCAUCACGGCGCUGGCACGCGGCUGCCCUCUCCUCACCAAGAUUUACCUGCUUGAGAAUCACCUGGUGACGAACUCUUCCGUGCAGUGCCUCGCCGAGUGCUGUCCGCGUCUGCAGUACGUGGGGCUCAUGGGCUGCUCCGUCACCUCCAGGGGAGUGAGGCACCUUGCCAGGCUAGGCGAACUGGUGACCCUUGACCUGCGGCACGUGAGUGAGCUGGAUGGGGAGACGGUGAUGGCGCUGGUGAGGAGCUGUUCACGCCUCACCACACUCAACCUGUGCCUCAACCGCGGCAUCGAUGACAGGUGUGUGGAGGUGAUUGCGAAGGAGGGGAGAAACAUCAAGGAGCUGUACCUGGUGUCGUGUUCCAUCACUGACCAAGCGCUGCUUGUGAUUGGCCGCUUCAGCGCCAGCAUCGAGACGGUGGAUGUGGGCUGGUGCCAGGAGAUCACCGACCACGGCGCCAUCGAGAUCUCCCGCACGAGCCGCUCGCUCGCAUAUCUGGGCCUCAUGCGCUGCGACAAGGUGAGCGAGGACACGGUGGAGGAGCUGGUGCAGCGCUACCCGCGCAUCGUCUACAGCACCAUGCUGCAGGACUGCAAGCGCACGCUCGCGCGGGCCUACCAGCUCGGCUGGAAGCCCUCUGGCUCCGCGGGCUCUGCCCCGUGACCUCGUCUGCCCCCCACCCCCCCCCCCCCCGUGUGACCCAGCGACCCAAAGAACCAACACCCCCCCCCACCGCUCAGGCUUCACGGGGUCACUCCGCCCCUUCCCCACCCACGACACGUCUCCUUGCGCCGCCGGGGGCGAGACACGAAACCCAGAACGGACGCCGAGGGCGCCGUAUUCCGGGUUGCUGCGAACGCCAUCCCGGAGAGGUGGACUCCAGCAGAAGCGGGAGGAGAAGAAGGGUGUGUCUGUGUGUGGACUGUGAAACGUGCCGACUCGUCCGUCACCGUGCAGAGACGGACUCGGGAUCCGGAGCGUGACGACUCCAAGCCACCUCGCGUUUCCUACCGGGGGCGGAGAUGGGGGAUGGGCGGGGGGAGGGAGAGUGGGUGGAGGGAGAGAGAAAGAACCGGGACGGAGGUUUGCGAGUCGCGUCCUCUCAUCCCCGCGGUGCUCUCCGCUACAGGGUAUUUAUUAAGCAAAAAAAUGUUAUCGUGUUUGCUUUUAGUUAGUGAGUUUUGUUGAGACGAUUAUGGAAUUCGCCGGUCUGAGGACUACCCACGGCAGCGGCGGAAGAGCCUGGCGGAGGAGAGAGCAGGGUGGGGAAAGGGGCCUUGCAGGGGUGGCCGGGCGGCGGUGUGCACGCCGGGGACGCGCAGAUGAACAACUCAAGAAGAAGCCAUGUCACACUUUCAGGAAAACGACUUUUGACAGGGGCGACACGGGAUUAACUGCAAUUAUUUUUGGAACGAGAGCCAAAUCGUUCCUACUCGAGCAUCGCCCCACUUACACCUCCCCCCCCCCCCCGCGCUCAGGUGUUCAUCCGGACGGUGAUGGCGACAGCGACGAAAACGCUGAGCUGAGCGUCGCGUCGUCCGAGCGUCCCCCCCCACCUCCACCCAGGACUGGCGAAUGUCACCGCUCCACGACCGUGGCGACCCCAAAACAUGCGGGGGGGGGGGGGUGUACCCCCACUAUCCCCUCCUCCACCCCAAUAACAUUGUGAUGCUGACAUUUUUUUAUGGAAACCACAAAGCGAUGAAACCUACGUUCAACGUUCGAUCGCCGAGUUUGCAUGUGUGUUCGUGUGUGCGCAUGUGUGCGCGUGCGUACUGUAUAGUGGGGGAGCGGUGGUGCAGCAUUUAGCGCACUGCGCUACAAACCUGGCGACUCGAGUUCGAUUCCAGCUCACGGCCAGUAAGUGACGAUUAUCUGAACCGGUUCUGGGGCGUCUCCCAGGUCUACUCGGCCUCAAAUGAGUACCUGGUGCGAUGUGUAGAUGUCGCUUCUAAGGGAGACAAAGGCGGCCGGGCGUGGUGCUAGCCACACCACCCCCUCGUGUACUGUGCCGGCCUUAAUCGGUGCUGCUCGCUAACAGCAUUUUCCGCAACAGUCUGUUAAGGCUGCAUGGAGGUUCUUAGUCUUUAUAUUUGUUAUAUGCGUGUGUCUGUAUAUAUACGUAUCGUAUGGUAUAUAUGUAUACACACCUUUUGUGAGGGCUGUUAUUAAUAUGGAUCAAAUGAUCCACUGAUUUCAUCAUUGCGAUUUGAUUACAGGAACCCUAAUAAUUUGUUUUAACGUUGUGGUGAAUGUAGCAGUCACUAGUGGUUGCACGGGUCACGUGACCCCUCCCCACUGUCACUACACGCGUCGGUUCCAACGCUCGCACGAACGAUUUGACACACGUGUCGCCAGCCAAGGGACGGAGCGCGUCCGUGAGGACGUCCCAUCGUCCAACAGAUGGAGCGAGCGGAAGAGUUCGGCUCCGUGUGGAAUGGAUCGUUACGUCGUAGGAUCGUGAGAGGCGACGGCGGUGGCUUGGGGAGGGGAGGCCUUCAUCGAGCAGUGGCUUGGUCAUGGCUGAUGAUGAGCGGUGGUGAUGAUCGUUGGCGUUGGUAAAACCCCCUCGUUAUAAUUAAUAAUCGGAGAUGUGUUCAUUGUUUUUGUAACGGGACCUGUUUGUUCGGCUGCCACUUUGACCUCCGACCCCGCUCGUCGCGAGCCGGGUCCCCCUCGUCGCGCGUUCCCAAUUGUGGGGUCCGUUUUGAACGCCGCUGCCAAAAACCAAAGAGGUGUCCGGGCGACCUCUGCCCAUCGAGCCGCUGCCUCGUUCCCAACCGCCCCCCGUCGUUCCCCUCUUCCCCUUCGCAGCCGUCGUCUAUGACGCCGCCGAUGAUUUAACACCCUCUAGGGGAAAGCGAGGUGGCUUUGUAGGAGCGAUCGCUGAGCUAGCGCUGGGCUAGCGCUGGGCUAGGAGUGAGCUAGCCAUGGGCUAGGAGCGAGCUAGAAGCGGGCUAGGAGCGACAAUGCGCAGCUCCGCAGUGUUGUGGAGAAGCUCUACGCGAGUUGAGCCGACUCAGCCAGACGGUAGAAUCGGUCUCCGUCUCUUCCCCGAUGGCGUUGGUUUCGCCCGGGGAGGGAGGGAGGGAGCUCGGUGUUGAGGUCGCUCGCUCUCCUUAUGCCUCCCCCCGCCCGCCAUCCGUGCUGUCGAUGCCCUUCCCCAAGGCUCAAGGUUUUCCUGUUUUGUUUUUCUCUCUGCCGAUGACUGCCUGCCUGUUUGGAAAAUAAACGCGCCCCCACUGUUUCCA